AUGACGAUGAUUUUGUCUUCAAAAAAGAGAAGGAUGACAUUAUCUUUGCCAUGCCUUAAGGGCAGAAAUCAUUCCCCCCGACCCACCCCCCAACCUCACCCCUUCCCCAUCUACACUGAGCACCUGACGUCCCCCUUCGCCCACCAGCCCUUGGAUUCCGGCAACAUCCGAUUCAAGUUCGUCCUGGGCGGGGCCCCUUUGUCCCCGUGGGAGGAUUUCCAGUCCAAUCGCAAAACCCUUGUUGUCAUCAGCAUCUACCACUGCCCCUCGUCUCCCAAUCUCGACUCAAUCAUUGAUCAAUUCGACUCGGCUCUCCGCACCUACUCCUAUGCCCUCGUCAAUCGUUGCUUCGCCUUCUGCCCCGACGAUUUUCAGACGGCUAUUCUAGGAGGGACGGAUCCCAUAAUAGCGACCUUAGCGUGGGUUCUUUCUUUACUACUGAGCAACCGUGAAGCCUUGAGGAAGGCUCAAGAAGAACUAGACAAACAGGUUGGGAGGGAAGGGCAAGUGAAAGAAUCAGACGUGAAGAACUUGGUCUACUCCAAGCAGUUAUCAAAGAAACUUUACGUUUAUAUCCUCCUUCGCCACUCGCAAUCCCACAUGAAUGCAGGGAGGACUGCACUGUAGGAAGCUACCAUGUGAAAGCAUGCACUCGUCUUUUCAUCAAUAUUUCAAAGAUUCAGCGAGACCCGAAUGUCUAGCUCGAUCCUAGCCAAUUCCAACCAGAAAGGUUUUUUACAGCUCAGAGGUAUUUUGACGUUAGGGGACAGAAUUUUGAAUUCAUACCAUUUGGAAGUGGUAGAAGAAUGUGCCCUGGAGUCUCAUUGGCUCUUCAAGUUGUUCAACUAACGGUGGCUCAACUCCUGCAUGGGUUUGAAAUUGAAACGAUGUCAGAUGAACCCGUUGAUAUGACUGAGAGUUCUGGAAUAACCAACAUGAAGGCCACCCCACUGAAUGUCCUCCUCACACCUCGCCUUCUGGCCAAACUUUAUGAAAUAAAUUAAUAAUAUUAUGGACUUGAUAAUAAAUAAGAACAUUUUCCUAGUUACCAAAAUUCGAACUUAGGUGCAAAAGUGGGCGAACAUAGCGACUGGCCUAGCUCACCUUUCGCUAUCUGUCUCUAAUUUGUAACGAUUGUGCAAAAUGUUGAAAGUCAGCUUUGUAAUUUGCUUCAUUGCUACGAUUGGUUCUUUAUAUUAUUUUAAUAUAUUGUAUUGGCUUGGAUGAAUUUCUCAGUUA
This is a messenger RNA of Malus domestica (apple), 1239 nucleotides long. NCBI's taxonomy places the organism in Eukaryota, Viridiplantae, Streptophyta, Magnoliopsida, Rosales, Rosaceae. The record is from RefSeq and is a predicted model, not a curated record.